Messenger RNA from Gadus morhua (Atlantic cod), 1053 nucleotides. It is a transcript of the gene pdgfc, whose product is annotated as platelet derived growth factor c. The transcript has 6 exons. The record is from RefSeq and is a predicted model, not a curated record. Gene Ontology annotation, molecular function: growth factor activity; platelet-derived growth factor receptor binding. The coding region runs from base 1 to 906 and encodes 301 amino acids. Gene Ontology annotation, cellular component: membrane. Gene Ontology annotation, biological process: platelet-derived growth factor receptor signaling pathway; positive regulation of ERK1 and ERK2 cascade; positive regulation of cell migration. Lineage: Eukaryota; Metazoa; Chordata; Actinopteri; Gadiformes; Gadidae.
AUGAACCUCCUGCUCUUCCUGCUGCUCGCGUUGCUGCUCCCGCACUGUGGAUCAGCAGUCGACGCGGACCUUAGCUCCAAGUUCCUCCAAGCUAGCGUCAAGGAAGCCAACGUGGGAAAACCUCCUGAUGUUCUGAUACUGGGGAACCUCCUGGCGUUCUGUUGGUAUGACUUUGUGGAGAUUGAGGACCUGAGUGAGGGCAGGGUCCUGGGUCGCUGGUGUGGGUCUCAGUCCGGUCCGGCGGUCCUGCUGUCCCAGGGGUCUCAGGUCCGAGUCCGCUUCGUGUCUGACCAGUACUUCCCCUCUGAGCCCGGAUUCUGUCUCCACUACUCCCUACUGCCACCGAGUGACCCUGAGCCGCAGACUCCUGCUGUGACUCCAGCUCCUCCCCCCAGUGUGGAGGAGCUGGAGGAGGCGGUCUCCACCCUGGGGACGGUGGAGGAGGUGCUGAAGUACCUGGACCCUGAGGGCUGGCGGGCGGACAUGGAGGAGCUGUACCGGCCCUCCUGGCUCGGCCUCGGGAAGUCCUACAUCCACAACAAGAAGACCAGAGUGGGAGCCGACCUGAACCAGCUGAGGGAGGAGGUCCGUCUGUACAGCUGCUCCCCGCGGAACGUGUCGGUGUCGCUACGUGAAGAGCUGAGGAGGACAGACGCCAUCUUCUGGCCCGGCUGCUUGCUGGUGCGGCGCUGCGGCGGGAACUGCAGCUGCUCCCAGUGCUCCCAGUCAUGCUCCCAGUCCGGGGAACAGUGUGCCUGCAUUCCCAGCAGGACCUCCAGGAAGUACUACGAGGUCCUGCAGCUGAAGCACCGGGCGGGGGGGCGUGGCCUGCAGCGCUCCAUGACCGACGUGGUGUUGGAGCAUCAUGAGGAGUGUUCCUGUCAGUGCCAGCAGAACCACGACUGAUCCAGACCCCCCAGACCCCCAGGACCCCCAGACCCUCCAGAUCACCAAGGACCCCCAGAACCCAUCCAGAGCCUCCAGGACCCCAGGACCCUCCAGACCCACAGAACCCAUCCAGAACCCCCAGACCCUCCAGACCCCCAGAACCCA